Molecule: messenger RNA, 1811 nt
Organism: Suillus paluster
Lineage: Eukaryota; Fungi; Basidiomycota; Agaricomycetes; Boletales; Suillaceae
Product: HMGL-like-domain-containing protein
Exons: 6
Coding region: 194-1639 (481 amino acids)
Cellular component (GO): mitochondrion
Molecular function (GO): homocitrate synthase activity
Source: RefSeq, a predicted model, not a curated record
GUCGGGAAUAAGUAUCUAUCGGCCGACAUGAAAGUGGUCAUGUGUCCUUGACUCCACCAAGAACUUCGAAGCAUAUUAUAAUUUACAGUUUUCUCAGCGAUGACUCGUUCAUAAUAUCCAUCUUUUUCGUUACCAUCUACUUAUCCCUCCUUGUCUUGAUCUCUCAUAUUCGUUGUCCCAUCUAAAUCGUAAAAUGUCGUCUCAGUGCUCCUGCUCGCAUCAAAAUCCAGAGUCCCUAUCACCGCCUGACAAGAGCCAAAUGAUUCCGGUCAACGGUGUCAACGGCUCCAACGGCGUGAAUGGUGCCAACGGCGCCAAUGGUGUCAACGGACGUAACAUCCACCCCCGUGAAGCACAGCGCAGAAAUCCAUAUGGACCGCGCGCAUCUGACUUUUUAAGCAACAUCUCAAAUUUUAGCAUCAUCGAGAGCACUCUUCGAGAGGGUGAGCAAUUCGCCAACGCUUUCUUCGACACCAAGACCAAAAUCGCCAUCGCGAAGGCUCUCGAUGCAUUCGGUGUCGAGUACAUCGAGCUUACCUCUCCCGCCGCAUCUGAGCAGUCGCGCGCUGAUUGUGAGGCUAUCUGCAAGCUCGGACUCAAGGCCAAGAUUCUUACCCACAUUCGAUGCCACAUGGACGAUGCCCGAAUCGCUGUCGAGACCGGUGUUGACGGUGUCGAUGUCGUGAUUGGCACAUCUUCGUUCCUACGGGAAUUCUCGCACGGAAAAGACAUGACAUACAUUACCAAGACUGCCAUUGAAGUCAUCACCUUCGUCAAGUCCAAGGGCAUCGAAGUCCGAUUCUCCUCAGAAGAUUCCUUCCGUUCCGACCUCGUCGACUUGCUUUCCAUAUACCAGACUGUUGACAAGAUCGGUGUCAACCGUGUGGGUAUCGCUGACACUGUUGGAUGCGCAAAUCCCAGACAAGUUUAUGACCUCGUCCGUACUCUUCGUGGCGUUGUUGGUUGCGAUAUUGAAAUCCACUUGCACAAUGACACCGGCAUGGCCAUCGCCAACGCUUAUUGCGCGUUGGAGGCUGGUGCAACACACAUUGAUACUUCCGUCCUUGGUAUCGGUGAGCGUGUCGGCAUCACGCCUCUCGGUGGUCUCGUAGCAUGCCUGUAUGCUGCCAACCCCGAAUACGUCAAGGCCAAGUACAACCUGCCCAUGCUGCGCGAGAUUGAAAACCUCGUUGCAGAGGCAGUAGAGGUCAACGUGCCAUUCAUGAACCCGAUCACGGGUUAUUGUGCUUUCACGCACAAGGCCGGUAUCCAUGCUAAGGCGAUCUUGAACAACCCCAGCACAUAUGAGAUUUUGAAGCCUGAAGACUUUGGUCUCACGCGAUACGUCUCGAUCGGACACCGUCUCACUGGCUGGAACGCUGUCAAGUCAAGAGUUGAGCAGCUCGGGCUCAAGCUCACCGAUGAUGAGGUCAAGGAUGCAACCGCCAAGAUCAAGGAGCUUGCUGACGUCCGUACGCAAUCCAUGGACGAUGUCGACUCCCUGUUGCGUGUAUACCACUCCGGUAUCCAGUCUGGAGAGCUCGCAGUCGGCCAGAAGGAGGCGCUUGACCGAUUACUCCAGCAGCACCGCGAGUCCUCGAGAGAGCGCGUUGAACCAGAGGCUGUUGCUGCUGCAUAAAAGAAAUCGUUGUUGUAGUGUCACAGAGGUCGUCUUAGUACGACAAGAAAAAAAAGUUGACCAGAUGGUCGUCCUGUAUCAUGUAGAUUUGUCUAUCACUAUCUAACGCGUUGUGUGAAAUAUGUCUAGGUGCACAGUAGCUUCCUUCAAUCCGUUAUUUUUGGACGCUUAC